Nicotiana attenuata is the source of this 693-nucleotide messenger RNA. RefSeq names its product protein DOG1-like 3. Bases 1 to 693 code for a protein of 230 amino acids. The record is from RefSeq and is a predicted model, not a curated record. Gene Ontology annotation, molecular function: sequence-specific DNA binding. The transcript has 2 exons. NCBI's taxonomy places the organism in Eukaryota, Viridiplantae, Streptophyta, Magnoliopsida, Solanales, Solanaceae. Gene Ontology annotation, biological process: DNA-templated transcription.
AUGACAAGUUCAAACAACAAAAACAAUGAGCAAGAAUGCUUGCACGAAUCUUGGAUGAAUCUUCAACAUGCAGAAUUAAGGGAACUUGAACAAGCUGCAGCAGCUAACAGACCAAAAGAUGAACAGAAACAAACUCAACUCAUUGAAAAAAUUAUAAAACAUUUUCAAGACUACUGUACCAACCGUAGUCGCUUAGCCCAAAAGGACGUCUCACCAUUCUUUGCGCCCACCUCGUGCACCCCAUUAGAGAACUCAGUCCUAUGGAUCUGUGGGUGCAGACCAUCUUCAUUCAUACGUCUCAUUUUCACUCUCUUCUGCGGUGUGGAAAUCGAGUCUUAUAUCACUCAGUUCCUUCAGGGUAUCACAAGAAAUGGCGAAAUCCAUGAGUUUACAGCGAAGCAAAUGAAUAUGGUGGACGAGUUACAGAGCAAGACGAUUCGAGAAGAAAGGAAGCUUUCAUCAAGAUUGGCUAACUGUGAGAAUGCAGAUGAACCGUUGGAUAAAUAUAACAAAUACAUGGCGGCUAUAAUGGAGGAAGCUGAUGAGUUGAGGAUGAAGACAUUGAAAGAGAUUGUGGUAAUACUUGAACCAGAUCAAGCUGUGGAAUACUUAGCAGCAGCUAAGAAGAUUAGGCUUUGUAUCCAACAAUGGGGCAAGAAGAGAGAUCAUGAUAAUACCAACUCAUGUAAUUAA